AUGACGGCCGCCACGGAAAAUAAGGAGCGCUCCAACCCCGAGCAUGAGGAGUACCAGUACCUCGACCUGAUCGAGCGCAUCAUCGCCACAGGCCAAGCCCGCCCCGACCGCACGGGAACGGGCACGCUUGCACUCUUUGCGCCGCCCUCCCUCCGCUUCGACUUGACCAAGGGCUUCCCCCUCCUGACGACCAAGCGCGUCUUCUGGCGCGGCGUAGUCGAGGAGCUCCUGUGGUUCGUUGCGGGUUGUACAGACGCCCGAGUCCUCCAGGAACGCGGCGUGCACAUCUGGGACGGGAAUGGGAGCCGCGAGUUCCUCGAUCGCGUGGGUCUCGGACACCGGCGUGAGGGCGACCUUGGGCCAGUGUAUGGCUUCCAGUGGCGCCACUUUGGGGCAGAGUAUGGGACGUGUGAGGACGAUUAUGCGGGCAAGGGAGUCGACCAGCUCGCGGAGGUGGUAAGGAAGAUCAAGGAGAACCCGACGGACAGGCGGAUCAUCAUGAGCGCGUGGAACCCCAGUGACCUCCCCGUCAUGGCUCUUCCUCCAUGCCACAUGUUCUGCCAGUUCUACGUCACGCUCCCAGAGAGCCCCGACGCACGCCCCAAGCUCUCCUGCCUCAUGUACCAGCGCAGCUGUGACGUCGGCCUCGGUGUCCCCUUCAACAUUGCAUCGUAUGCGCUGCUCACGCACAUGAUUGCGUUUGUUACGGGUUGCGACGCGCACGAGUUCAUCCUCCAGAUGGGCGACGCGCAUGUGUACCGGGAUCAUGUUGAGCCACUCAAGACCCAGCUUGAGCGCGAGCCGCGGCCAUUCCCAACGCUCAAGAUUGCGCGUACCCUCGGCGAGAUCAAGGACAUUGACGGGUUCCGCGCAGACGACUUUGUCGUCGAGGGGUACAAGCCCAUGGGCAAGAUUGAGAUGAAGAUGUCGGCGUAA
Molecule: messenger RNA, 936 nt
Organism: Cutaneotrichosporon cavernicola
Lineage: Eukaryota; Fungi; Basidiomycota; Tremellomycetes; Trichosporonales; Trichosporonaceae
Gene: TMP1
Exons: 5
Coding region: 1-936 (311 amino acids)
Biological process (GO): dTMP biosynthetic process
Cellular component (GO): mitochondrion; cytosol
Molecular function (GO): thymidylate synthase activity
Source: RefSeq, a predicted model, not a curated record